AUGGUUCCCUCCCCUCUCCACACGCUCGGUGGACUUGCGCAGGAUGGAACAAAGUGGAUCUCGCAACAGCAAACGGUGACCGAUCCCGCUCCGGCCUGCCAGCGAGGUGGAGUCUAG
Messenger RNA from Plenodomus lingam JN3, 117 nucleotides. The record is from RefSeq and is a predicted model, not a curated record. Lineage: Eukaryota; Fungi; Ascomycota; Dothideomycetes; Pleosporales; Leptosphaeriaceae.